Molecule: messenger RNA, 2526 nt
Organism: Penicillium paradoxum
Lineage: Eukaryota; Fungi; Ascomycota; Eurotiomycetes; Eurotiales; Aspergillaceae
Product: urease Ure
Exons: 5
Coding region: 1-2526 (841 amino acids)
Biological process (GO): urea catabolic process
Cellular component (GO): urease complex
Molecular function (GO): nickel cation binding; urease activity
Source: RefSeq, a predicted model, not a curated record
AUGCAGCUUAUUCCGAAGGAGCUCGACAAGCUCACCAUCGCCCAACUUGGAUUCUUGGCACAGCGUCGUCUAGCACGUGGAGUGCGGCUCAACCAUGCCGAAGCUGUGGUACUCCCUCCCCAGGCCCUGAUAUCCUCAGUGCUGCACGAGCUAAUUCGCGAUGGCCACUACUCCGUCGCCGAUCUCAUGUCGAUCGGCAAGACCCUGCUCGGCCGCCGCCAUGUCCUCCCCUCCGUCCUAGCAACCCUCGUUGAGCUCCAAGUCGAGGGAACUUUCAUCUCCGGUACAUACCUGGUGACAGUGCACCACCCGAUCAGUAGCGAUGAGGGCGAUCUCGAGCGCGCUCUGUAUGGCAGUUUUCUGCCCGUGCCUGCGCGCGAAGCAUUCCCAGAUCCAGACCCGGAGGACUUCAGACCGGAGAAGAUGCCUGGCGCGGUCAUUCCCGCUAAACAUGCGCGUGUGGAGUUGAGUACUGGGCGCAGGCGUAUCAAGCUGAAGGUUAUGAGUAAGGGCGAUCGGCCGAUCCAGGUUGGAUCGCAUUAUCAUUUCGUUGAGACGAACCCGCAGCUGCAUUUCGAUCGUGUGCAGUCGUAUGGGUUCAGACUGGAUAUCCCCGCGGGUACAUCGAUCAGAUUUGAGCCCGGGGAUACGAAGACUGUGACACUCGUUGAGAUCGGAGGAAACCGCAUUAUUCGCGGUGGAAACUGGCUGGCGAAUGGUCCGGUUGAUAUGAGCCGUGCCGACGAGAUCGUGACCAAGCUACAAACCGCUGGCUUUGCGCAUGUGCCGGAGCCGCAGGCGGAUAGUGUGCUUGUUUCUGGGUUCUCGAUGGAGCGCGAGGCGUACUCGCGCAUGUUCGGUCCCACAACUGGAGAUCGGGUGCGGCUUGGGCUGACGGAUUUGUGGAUUGAGGUUGAGAAGGAUCUGACAAAUUAUGGAGAUGAGUGUGCGUUUGGCGGAGGCAAGACACUCCGGGAGGGAAUGGGCCAGGCAUCUGGUCGGUCUCAUACCGAGUGUGUUGAUACUGUUAUCACUAAUGCGUUGAUUAUCGACUGGACCGGCAUCUAUAAGGCCGAUAUUGGAAUUAAGGAUGGGCUCAUUGCUGGUAUCGGCAAGGCUGGAAACCCGGAUGUCAUGGAUGGCGUGCACCCUGAUCUGGUGGUGGGAGCUUCUACAGAUGUCAUUGCUGGAGAGAACAAAAUCAUUACUGCCGGUGGUAUCGACACACACAUCCACUUGAUCUGCCCGCAACAGGUGGAUGAAGCUCUGGCCUCGGGCAUUACCACUUUCCUUGGCGGCGGCACUGGUCCCAGUACCGGUUCCAAUGCGACAACAUGUACGCCUGGACCUAACCACCUGCGCCAGAUGAUGCAAGCCUGCGAUAGUCUACCGAUCAACAUCGGCAUAACAGGAAAGGGCAACGACUGCGGAAAGAAGAGCAUCGAAGAACAGAUCCUCGCCGGCGCAGCUGGUCUCAAACUCCACGAAGACUGGGGUUCCACCCCAGCAGCAAUCGACAACUGCCUAGAGAUGUGCGAUGAAUACGAUGUGCAAUGUAUGAUCCACACCGACACGCUGAACGAAUCUGGCUUCGUCGAGCAAACCAUCGAAGCCUUCAAGGGUCGCACGAUCCACACCUACCACACCGAAGGUGCUGGCGGCGGCCACGCACCAGACAUCAUCUCCGUCGUCGAACACCCCAACGUACUCCCUAGCAGCACAAACCCCACCCGCCCCUUCACCCUCAACACCCUCGACGAACACCUCGACAUGCUAAUGGUCUGCCACCAUCUAUCAAAGAACAUCCCCGAGGACGUGGCAUUCGCCGAAAGCCGCAUCCGCGCUGAGACCAUCGCCGCCGAAGACGUCCUCCACGACCUAGGCGCCAUCAGCAUGAUGUCCUCCGACUCCCAAGCAAUGGGCCGCUGCGGCGAAGUAAUCCUCCGCACCUGGCACACCGCACACAAAAACAAGACGCAGCGUGGACCCCUCGAAAGCGACGCCGACACCGGCGCGGACAACUUCCGCGUGAAGCGCUACAUCAGCAAAUACACGAUCAACCCAGCGCUUGCACAGGGAAUGGCACACGCCAUUGGAUCCGUCGAGGUCGGCAAGGUCGCCGAUCUAGUGAUGUGGAAAGCCGCAUCAUUCGGCACGAAGCCCGUAUCCGUGCUAAAGAGCGGAAUGAUCGUAGUAGCGGAAAUGGGCGAUCCAAACGCCUCCAUCCCGACCGUCGAGCCGAUGAUCGUGCGGCCGAUGUUUGGAGCCCGCGUACCGGCUUUAUCUAUCAUGUUUGUUUCGCAGGCUUCUAUUGAUGCAGGGAUUGUGCAGACCUACGGCCUGAAGAAGCGGAUUGAGGCUGUGAAGAAUUGUCGGUCGGUUGGAAAGAAGGAUAUGAAAUUCAACGAUACUAUGCCGAAGAUGAAGGUUGACCCCGAGAGUUAUACCGUUGAGGCUGAUGGGAUGCUCUGUGAUGCGGAGCCGGCUUCGGAGUUGCCUUUGACCCAGGCUUACUAUGUCUUCUAG